Melampsora larici-populina 98AG31 is the source of this 450-nucleotide messenger RNA. RefSeq lists its product as uncharacterized. The record is from RefSeq and is a predicted model, not a curated record. The transcript is spliced from 6 exons. NCBI's taxonomy places the organism in Eukaryota, Fungi, Basidiomycota, Pucciniomycetes, Pucciniales, Melampsoraceae. Bases 1 to 450 code for a protein of 149 amino acids.
AUGAAUCAAUUCUGGCUUGCCUUUUUCUGCGUUACGGCCUUCGUGGCUUCUGCUAUCAGCGUUGACGUUAUUUGCAAUGCGGGCCGAGGCUUACAGACUUAUGCCCCGGACCCGAGCUACGUUACUUGCUAUACCGCUGUUCGUAAUCAGAAUCCGCAAGAAUUUAAGUGCCCCUGGAAUCGGUGUACCCAGGCCUCAGGUCAGAAUUGUAUAGUCAAUAACCAUAAAUGGAACGAUCCGACUGUUAGUUUCACUUGCGAUAAAGAUUACGUUCUGAACCCUGGUGUCGGCGAACAGAUCGGGUGUGAUGUAAAUGCAGACUAUGCCCGCAAGUGCCCUGGAGGUAACGGAAAAGAUUGUAUAGCCUCAGGCUCAGACAGCGGCAGUCACUCGGCUACAUGUGUGAAAAUCAACGUCCACUCCCAUUGCGGUGGUUGUGUUGCCUUUUAA